Lytechinus pictus (painted urchin) is the source of this 3438-nucleotide messenger RNA. Its product is annotated as calcium and integrin-binding family member 2-like. The transcript is spliced from 7 exons. The record is from RefSeq and is a predicted model, not a curated record. Lineage: Eukaryota; Metazoa; Echinodermata; Echinoidea; Temnopleuroida; Toxopneustidae. Bases 450 to 1004 code for a protein of 184 amino acids. Gene Ontology annotation, molecular function: calcium ion binding; magnesium ion binding.
ACAACCCUCCUGACACAACGUGACGUUAUCAUUUCCAGGCGACGUGGGGGUGCUCAAUCGAAGCGUACUUUGGAGGAGCAGUUUCUUUGAUUUUUAUUUAAUAUUUGUCAGAAAUGGAAGGAGAUAUAUGUAAUAUUUUUGGUAUAUUUGUAUUGUAUGAAUCAUUACCUUUAUUUUGAUAUAUGACUGUUUUUACACCGGUCAGGGUCUUUAAACACACAUCAGCCGGAGCCGGAUAUGAGUCGACCGCCCUCUACGAACGUACGUACCGGUACUCUUAUUAUGAUUAGCUUCGGCGUCAUCAUUACCAUUGAAGCCUUUUUACUUUAGUUUAACUUUUAUGGAAGAUAAUACUGGCCAGAAUAAUAAAAGAAAUUACUUAACAGGUGUUAUUGGAAGGAGAAGCGUGCCAUUGUCGUUGCCUUGGAUAAUUUUACCGGUGAACAGUCAUGGGAGGUUCUCACAGCGUUUUCACUGAGGCGGAGCUAGACGACUAUCAAGAGUUGACAUUUUUUAGCAAAAAGGAAAUCCUCCAUGUACACAAAAGAUUUCAUCUGUUAGACCCAGAAGCUGUAAGGAGAGACAAAAAUGCAUGUCUUCCAAUGGACAAAAUCCUUGAGCUACCAGAAUUAAAGGUAAACCCUUUCAAGGAUCGUAUUUGCAAGGUAUUCUCCUCUGAUGAUGAUGGUUCCCUGACAUUUGAAGACUUUCUCGACAUGAUGUCCGUUUUCAGCGACUCUGCCCCCAAGAGCAUGAAAGCAGAAUAUGCGUUUAGAAUUUAUGACUUUGAUGAGGAUGAUUUUAUCAGCAGUGCAGACAUUCGUGAGAUGGUGAACCGACUAACCGGUGAGCAACAGAUCACUGAUGAUGACAUGCAACAUCUCAUCAAUAAUAUCUUUGAUGAAGCUGAUCUAGAUGACGAUGAUGCUUUGUCUUUUGCAGAGUUUGAGCAUGUCAUCUCCAAGGCCCCUGACUUCAUGAACACUUUCCGCAUCCGCCUGUAAGAGUCUGUAAUGAGCUUCCUCUUUCCUGGCCUCACCCUCAGUUUCACCAACCUGGUAACCAGAAAAGAUCCUAAAAACGAUAAAUACUCAAUAAAUGUUAUUCUUUCCUGCAAACUGAUACCUUGUCGUACAGUGCAAGGUGAUUUUUUUUUUUAAAACAGUUGUCACGGAUGUAGUUAAGGCAGGCCGUGAGGUCACAUUUUUUUCUGGCCUUGGCCUACGUCGGGCAGAGUCACAUGGUACAGUACAAGGUCUAUUGGAGAAGGUUUUCUCCAGCUGCCUCGUGAUUAGGAAGUGCCAAGCUUGACUUCAUCCGUGACUGUUACAUAUCUAUGUGGCAAAAUAUAAUUACAUGCACAAUUCUUCUUACUGUACAUACAUGUAUGAUGUGAUGGUCAAAAGUAUUGGGUAAAAAUUCAUGAAUGCUUGGUUGGCAAGUCCCUUUUGGAUUUAAUGCAAAGGUAAUCGAGUGUAGCCUUCAGAUCUUAAGAUUUACCAAAACUCGAUAAAUAGUUUUAUUUUCAUGGAGAUAUAACAGUGACUAAAGCUAUCUUGUAUUCAUCCCGUCUGAAUGGUCUUUUAGGACCUAUGACUGGACGUACAGACGUGACAGCGUCUUCCGUUUGGGUUCAUUCGCACUUCCACUUGAGGCACGAUCUGGACCUGUUAUAAUGCUUGGCAAUUAAUCUUGAGGCAGAAUUUAUUAUUGAAUGCAUUGAUUUUUGUGUAUGAUCAACUAUAAAGAUCAGCCCCAUGAUCAGUUGCAAAGCUUCAUGUUACCUGGCCUUGGUGUGUUUGCGUGUGUGUACAUCCAUUAACAAGAAUUUCAAUGUGCCUGAUUUUUUACUGCGCACCUGUUCGGUGUCGCAUUUAAGAAUUUAUGUCUUUCAUAUUUGAGCAAUCUAUUUGUACAUAUGUUAUAAAUAUAAUGAAUUAAUUGAAAUCUAUGAAAGUAAUAAUUAACACUGAAUUUAUAGAUGUAGUGUUAGUAAUGCAGUGUCACAAUCGACCAGUCUCCUUCGUUUCUGGCAAAAAAUGUCCCAUCAAUAGACCAUUGAAUGAUUUUCAAAAUUCAAAUUCUGUUCUUAAUUAAUUUUACUUAUUUUUUACUUCCUGUAAAAAUUCCUGUAAAAAAACAAUAAAAUUAUUAAAGAGGAAUUGCCUCAUUGGAAUUGAAUAUUCUUGUUUUUAAGACAGUUUGUGUCUUGAAUGCAUUUACUUCAUUGCGAAUGCUUCAGGAGAGAAUACUAAAUACAGGGGCAUUUUAAAUUUGGUAUGUUUUGAAAGUGCUACAUGAACUUUUAAAAUUCAUAAUAUGAAUUUAUAUUGCACAUCUUACAAGGGCAUGUGUCCUCAAUAUGUCAUUCUAAGAAAACAUGAUUUUAAAAAAGAUUAGAUAAUUCCCCAUUGAUCAAUUUGCUUGAGAUAUUUACUCGGGCUAGGGUCUACGGAAAGUGUAUCAUCCCAAAAUCAAAUUUUGUGGAAUAUUGACAAGGCUAAUGAAGUGAGACCAAUGAAAUUUUCACCAAAGUUGCUGAUUAGAAAAUGUGAUUAUAAAAUGCUGAUUAUAAAAAGUCUGAACACUAAAACAGAAUUUUUUUUUUUUUAUGGAAUUGAUUUAGAAUUCUAUCAGAGGGAGUAAGGGAUGUUUCUCUCUCUCUCUCUCUCUCACUCUCUUGGGGGGAGUCAUGGUUUAUAUCUAUACAUUGUAAGGAAACGCAAUGUAAAAAGGGGUGAUUUGUGUUAUAGUAGCAAAGUUAAUGAUUUUUUGUUGUAAAUAACUCUUAAUAAUAUAUAUGAAUUCUAUUUUAAUUUAAUCAAUUUCCCUAUCCGUGUCUAAUUUCCAUUUUGUUGUAAAUAUAAACUCACAAUAUUGAGACUUAUUUGGGGCAAAAAGCAAGCAUCUUCACGAUCAAAUCUAUAAAUUUUCAAAUUUAUUGAAUUCAGUGUAGACAAAUUUGAAGUGGAAAAAAUAUUAUAUUUCAUCAUGGGCUUUCCAUGCCAUACAUGUAUGUUUCACAGGACUUUGUAAUUGAAGUAAUGUUAAAUGAAGAAAAAAAAAGUUUAUUUACAUGUACAACCAAGUUUGAUUUGCUGUGCAUCUUUAAUUUUGUUUUCUCUCUAUUUAUAUCAGGACUUGACAUUUCAUGUAAACUUGGAUGGAUUUUCUGUUUUCUCAAUUUUAUUUUCAGGUAUUUUAUUAAAGUUUAUUGGUAAUUGAUCUGGUUGUAUAUUCUUAAUUUUCCAAAUAUUAAAAGCAGUUUAUUAAACAAAAAGUCCUUCAUGCAUUUUGCUUAUGUUGACUUAUCACGUUUCAUCGUUCAUUGGCAUGUAUACUACGUAUACGGUAUAUCCCAGAAAAUUAGUAAACCAUUAUCAGAGAGGGAUUUCACGAACAUUAAAUAUUUAUGUUUGUUUGUUUUUUCAUUAUGAA